GGAAAAGUAAGAUAUUGUCAUUACUAUAUGGAUUUUCCAACACAUUAAUAUUUUGAAAUAACAAAAUAAUAACUCUCUAUAAAAAGCAAAACAUAAAAAAAGGAAAAACAACAUGGAAGGAUUCUAUAACAUUAAUAUUAAUUGGUUCAUGCAUCUUCAUACCCUCUCUCUCUAUACAUAUAUAUUUAUAUAUAUAGGUAUAAAUAUUCAUAUAUAAGUCCCAACAAGUGUGACCCAACUACAAAAUAUUUCAAUACAUAAAAAUAAAAAAUAAAAAUCAGAGGAGAAAAUUAAAGAUGUGUGGCAGUGAGAACCAAGCUUCUACCAAUGGCACCACCACCACCAAACUCAAUUCUCCAUCAUUAUCAUCUGACAUUGUUCUUAAUCUUGAUCAUGGUGAUCCAACGGUGUACGAAGCGUACUGGAAGAGAUUGGAAGAGAAAUGUACGGUUGUGAUUAAAGGAAGCGAGUUGAUGAGUUACAUAAGCGAUGUGGAAAAGCCUUGUUGGUUUAUGGAGCAAGAUUUGGAAAAUGCCAUUAAGAAACUCCACCGUUUAACAGGUAACGCCGUCGUCGAUGACCGUUAUGUGGUCGUCGGAACUGGCUCCACUCAGCUUUAUCAGUCUCUACUCUAUGCUAUCACUACUACUUCCUUCGCCGGUGACGGUAACGGUGACGGUGACAACAACCCUCUUCAUCAUGAUCAACUACCUGUUCCCGUAGUUUGUGCCGCUCCUUACUAUUCGCAAUAUGCUGAAGAGGCGGAUUAUCUGAGAUCUGGACUAUACAAGUGGGGUGGUGAUGCAUAUGCAUUUGAUAAGGAUGGACCUUAUAUUGAAGUAGUUACUUCCCCAAAUAACCCAGAUGGCACAACUCGUGAAGCUGUUGUAAUAAGUGACCAAGGAAAGAUUAUCUACGACAUGGCCUAUUAUUGGCCUCAGUACACCCCAAUCACUCGUCCUGCUAAUCACGACAUUAUGUACUUUACCUUUUCCAAGAGCACUGGCCACGCCGGUUCUCGCAUUGGAUGGGCUCUUGUGAAAGACGAGGCUAUAGCUAGAAAAAUGACUAAGUUCAUUGAGCUAAGCUCGAUUGGAGUGUCUAAAGAUUCUCAGAUUAGAGCUGCAAAGAUCAUGAAAGUUAUUUGUGAUGAUUACCAAGAUUUCAAGUCUCAUAAUAAUAAUAAUAAUAACAACACUCAUUUCUUUGAGUUUUCACGUAAACUCAUGGAGAAUAGAUGGAAGAGGUUGAGAGAAGUGGUUGGUCGUAGCAAUGUUUUUAGUCUCCCUAAGUACUCUCAAGAAUACUGUCUUUUUAAUGGAGAGUGCACUGAGUCAUAUCCUGCAUUUGCUUGGCUGAAGUGCAAAGAAGAGGGUGUAGAAGAUUGUGAGAAGCUUUUGAAGGAAUACAAGAUAUUGGGGAGAGGUGGGAAACGAUUUGGAUCUGAUUCAAGCUAUACUAGAGUCAGUAUACUGAGUAGGGAAGAUGUGUUUCAACAGUUCUUGGAUAGGCUUGAGAGUAUUAAAGCCAAUUAAAACAAAUUAAUAAUAAGAAUAAUUUAUAUAUAUAUAUUUAUAUAUAUGCCAAUUCUUAGAAGAAAUGGUUGUGUGUUGACCGUUCUUUAAGAAAUGGUUUUUAUGUUUUAAUGUUUUGUAUCUUGUUUGUUAAGUUAUAUAGUCGUCCUGUGAACUUAUCUAUUUAUAUAUAUAUAGCUCUUUCUGUUAUAUUCGUGCAGCAAAUUGAUCAACGACAGUUAAUUAUUA
Cannabis sativa is the source of this 1763-nucleotide messenger RNA. Its product is annotated as L-tryptophan--pyruvate aminotransferase 1. The coding region runs from base 297 to 1535 and encodes 412 amino acids. Gene Ontology annotation, molecular function: transaminase activity; carbon-sulfur lyase activity. The transcript has 5 exons. The record is from RefSeq and is a predicted model, not a curated record. Gene Ontology annotation, biological process: amino acid metabolic process. NCBI's taxonomy places the organism in Eukaryota, Viridiplantae, Streptophyta, Magnoliopsida, Rosales, Cannabaceae.